AUGAAUAUAAUUACUAAUUCGUUUAACUUAGUAUUCACAUCAAUUGCAAAUUUUUCUGAAAUAUACCUAAUAUUGAUUCUUUUAAAGUUAUCCUUAGCAUGGUUUCCAACUGUAAAUUGGUAUAAUGAACCUUUUUGCUCCUUAAACCGUUUAACAGAUCCAUACUUAAGACUAUUUAGAGGCACUAUUCCUAUGAUAUUUGGAAUGGAUAUGUCACCUAUGCUAGGUAUUAUUUUUUUACAAUGCUUAACUGUUAUUUUUAAUAAUAUUAGAAUAGAAUCUAUUACAUAG
This is a messenger RNA of Chondrus crispus (carragheen), 291 nucleotides long. NCBI's taxonomy places the organism in Eukaryota, Rhodophyta, Florideophyceae, Gigartinales, Gigartinaceae. The record is from the annotation of a RefSeq genome assembly.